CGAAAUCAUAUUGAGUGAACUUCCUGAACAAACAGCGAAGGAAGUGGCGGACAAGAUUACCAUUGCUCUCCGGUGACUACAGGACUGUUUUUACACCUUCCCUCUAAAUAAGGAAGCAGCUUGUCAGACAUAUGACCACCGUCCCAUUUUGGGCUCUGCCAAAGUACCCCAUCGCAUCCCAUGAUCGCUCAAAGCCAUCCAAUGGGACUCUGCGACCCCCAUCUCGCAUGUAGAGUGACAGCGUCCGACCCUACUCCCAUCAGACUUGCGACUGCAGUUUCAGCGCUUGCAGUACAGACAGUACUUGCUGGCUUGCAACUUUCUCUCUCGCUCGCUAUCUCUAUCUCUCUCUCUUUCCCCUCCCUUAGGAUACUUUGUUUGACGGGGCAGCGGUGAAGUCAGAGUGAUGUCACUAUAAGGAUGCGGUUCCUUGCAAGGUGAGAUAGGCUUUUUGGUGAGUGGUAGGCUAUCCUCCACGGCCAGCGUUGCCCAGCGAGAGAGGCGCGGAGCUACAAAACAUGGUCAUCAUCACCACCACCACCACCACAAGUUCUGUCACGCUCUCUCCUUUUUCUACUCUUCUGAUCUCGGGAUACCGUUUCAUGCCCGAAGCCCUGAUCUGCCUUCCAAAAAUAAGCCUCUACCACCAUGCCGAAGGAAGAAAAACAAGAAGAGUGGUAUUUUUAGGGCCAUUAAUUUUGACCACGUGCCCCGAAGGUAAACCGGAUGGCCAUUGCGCAAAGGUUUCUCAUCAGUAUGUCCUACGAGGCCAGCACGCACUGGACGUUGACUGCGAUUGUUCUCCUAGGAUUCCUAGUUGGGAUUGUGUCAUCAUAUCCGAUUCCAAGCAGGACUAAUGCAACUUUAUUGGAGAAAAGAUGGGAGACUCUAUUCUCCCGGUCCAUUCUGGGUAUCUCGGGAGAGAAAUCGGACAUGAACUGGGAGAGUGACUAUUUGCUGGGCAUCAAGAGAGUGCGGAGGCUGUACUGCAACGUGGGCAUCGGGUUUCACCUUCAGAUCCUCCCAGACGGCAGUAUAAACGGUGUACAUAAUGAAAACCAGUACAGUCUAAUAGAGAUCUCUACCGUGGAGCGAGGAGUGGUUAGCCUGUAUGGCGUGAAAAGUGAGCUGUUUUUCGCAAUGAAUAGCAAAGGAAGGUUAUACGGAACGACCGUCUUUCGGGAUGAGUGCAAGUUCAACGAGAUCUUGCUGCCAAACAACUACAAUGCCUAUGAGUCCUCCGUUUACAAGGGUUUCUAUGUUGCCCUCAGUAAGCAUGGCCGAGUGAAGAGAGGCAACAAAGCCACCACCGCCAUGACUGUCACCCACUUCCUCCCCCGAAUAUGAGUGGACAUAAACAAGCUUUGCAAUAACUCACUGAUUUGCACAUGUGGAUGUUCUCCCAGGUAAUAGCUACAUACCAGAAUGCAUAUAUACACACGACUAUGGAUGGACUGGAAGCAACACUAUAAUUAUUGGUAUUUAUUCUCUCUUUAUAUAUGUAUAUUUGUAUAGCUAAAUUUGUAUUAGAACUUAUGUAUAUGCCAUCCUUUGCUGCUUCUUUUCUCUUUUAUUUUGUUAUUGUUAUUGAUUGAUUAUAGAUUUUUUUGGAGGUUGUGCCAGCCUCUUGACUUCACUUGGGUGCUUGCCAAAACUGUCAGAGUCAGAGACUUUACCCUUGACAUUGAGAUGACUGAUGUUCCCUCAGCUUUUAGAAGUGAAGUGAUACUUUUUAUUACCUCAGAAAAAAAGGGAAAAAAAAAAGAAGAGCCACACGUCCGGAUAAAGAGAAUGCAUGAUGUUGUUUUUGCAGAUAAGGAAUGCCUGUUUAGUUUUUGUCUCCUCGUGGCUAAAACCGUACGGCGGCGUGUCGACGCCUCUGCGCCUCGUGGCGGUUUCGUUUUUUGUGACUGAUUGAAGUUCUUUUUUUUUUUUUUUUUUUUUUGUGGAAGCGGACGGGAGACGUGAGAGCACUUACAUGCAGAGCCCCCUUUUUUGCUGCAUGCUGAGAAGGUGCCUUGGCAUUCCCUUUAACUUGCAUGCACGAAACGCCCCAGGCAGUCAGAAAUAGGGCUGACAUGCAAGCCAGCGCUCACUGGGGACU
Molecule: messenger RNA, 2104 nt
Organism: Alosa sapidissima (American shad)
Lineage: Eukaryota; Metazoa; Chordata; Actinopteri; Clupeiformes; Clupeidae
Product: fibroblast growth factor 6-like
Exons: 3
Coding region: 727-1347 (206 amino acids)
Biological process (GO): positive regulation of gene expression; fibroblast growth factor receptor signaling pathway; animal organ morphogenesis
Cellular component (GO): cytoplasm
Molecular function (GO): growth factor activity; fibroblast growth factor receptor binding
Source: RefSeq, a predicted model, not a curated record